GCAGAGCCGGCUCAGGGCCCUGAGCAAGGACCCCCUGGGGAGAGGGCCCGGCCGGGCCAGCCCUGCAGGGACCAUGGGCUCCAGAGCUGAAGGGGGUCCCCGCACGGUGUUUGACUGGUUUUUCGAAGCAGCCUGUCCUGUCUCCCUGCAGGAUGAUCCCCCCAUCCUACGGCAGUUCCCCCCAGACUUCAGGGACCAGGAUGCCAUGCGGAUGGUGCCAAAGUUCUGCUUCCCUUUUGAUAUGGAAAGGGAGCCCCCAAGCCCUGCAGCCCAGCACUUCACCUUUGCUCUCACAGACCUGGCAGGCAAUCGCAGGUUCGGGUUCUGCCGCCUGCGGGCUGGGGCCCGGAGCUGUCUCUGCAUUCUCAGCCAUCUGCCAUGGUUUGAGUUGUUCUACAAGAUCCUGAACAUCGUGGGAGACCUGCUAGCCCAGGACCAAGUCCCCGAGGCUGAAGAACUUCUCCUAAACCUUCAGCAACGGCCUCCAUCUGGGGCCCGGGACUCCGUGGGACUGGAGCUGCUCUCCUGUUUUGUGGCUCCAGACUCCGACUGCCUGCCAUCGAUCCCUGAGAAUAGAAACCUCACGGAGCUGGUGGUGGCGAUAACGGAUGAGAACAUCCUGGGGCUGUUCGCCGCGCUGCUGGCCGAGCGAAGAGUCCUGCUCACGGCCCGCAAGCUCAGCACGCUCACUUCCUGCGUCCAUGCUUCCUGCGCUCUCCUGUACCCCAUGCGCUGGGAGCAUGUGCUGAUCCCCACGCUGCCCCCGCACCUGCUGGAUUACUGCUGCGCGCCCAUGCCCUAUCUCAUUGGAGUGCACGCCAGUCUUGCCGAGAGAGUUUUAGACAAAGCCCUGGAAGACGUGGUGGUGAUGGACGUGGACUCCAAUACCUUGCAGACGCCCUUUGACGACGUCCAGGCGCUGCCCCCAGACGUAGUGUCCUUGCUGAGGCUGAGGCUAAGGAAGGUGUCGCUGAGCCCUGGAGAAGGGGUGUCCCGCCUCUUCCUCAAAGCCCAGGCCCUGCUCUUCGGGGGCUACCGCGAUGCUCUCAUCUGCAGCCCGGGUCAGCCUGUGACCUUCAAUGAGGAAGCUUUCUUGGCGCAAAAGCCCGGGGCGCCCUUGCAGGCCUUCCACCGGCGGGCUGUGCACCUGCAGCUAUUCAAGCAGUUCAUUGAAGCCAGGCUGGAGAAGCUCAACACAGGACAGGGAUUCUCAGACCAAUUCGAGCAGGAGAUCACCUGCUGUGGGGCUUCCUCCGGCACCCUGCGCUCCUACCAGAUCUGGGCAGACAACCUGAAGAAAGGUGGCGGUGCUCUCCUGCAUUCUGUGAGAUCCAAAACUCAACCAGCCGUCAGGAACAUGUACCGAUCGGCCAAAAGCGGCUUGAAGGGGGUGCAGAGCCUGCUGACGUACAAGGUAAGUGGGAGGCACAGCCAUCGCCUGCAGGAGGAGGAGAAGGACGUGGCCUCUAGCUCUGGUGUUCACCUCCUAGGAUGGGGAUUCUGGCCUGCAGAGAGGGGGUUCCCUGAGAACCCCACACCUCCCCAGCCAUUCCAACCAUCAGCCACAGCAGCGCCUGCCUGUCACCCAACACUUCAGACAAGUAAGGAUGACACCACCCCACCCCCCCUUCCCAAGCCCCACUCUGCAAACACCUUGCUUCUCUUCUCUGCACAACAUCCGCAACCCUCCUUCAGAAAGUCCCAGCCCCCACCCGAUUCUCCAUUCCCAAUCUCACCUCCCUACCCCUGUCCACAGAGCCUGCCUCUAGACCCCGGCGGAUUCCAGAUGGCAGAGGAACCUUUGGGACCCCUGGGAGACAGGAUGUCUCCCCUGGGCCUCAAGGACCCCCAAGGUCCAUGGAUCGAAGAAACUCUGGAUAGCAGCUUUUUGGAGUCUGGAGAAGAACUGGAUUUGCUGAGUGAGAUUUUUGACAGUCUGAGUGUAGAAACCAAGAUGGCGGGCAGCCUGAGGCCGAGCCAGAGUUUACACUGUUGGCGCCGAGGGAAUUCAGACAGCUGCUUCAGCCUGCCCAACCUGCCAGGAGGAUGGCAACAUGAGGAAAAGGGACCACCAGAGCCCCAGCCCCGGUCGCUGCCCAUGGACCUGGCACCCUUGUCCAACACCCUAAUUUCGGAUAGCACGCGCUCCCAGGUGCCCUCGGAGAACAACCAAAAGGCCACCUCUACAGUCCAGCCCUCCACAGCUUCUGCAGCCCCAGAAUGCUCUGCAGUCCCUGAGCACUCUAGAGCCCAGGGGAACCCUCAUUCUUGGCGCCCCACAGCACCUACCCAGCCCCACCCUCUGGAAAGCCCUCAGACUCUGGCCCACACAAAGCCAAACUCUGGUCCUAUCUGGAGAUCCCAAUCUCUUGAUUCUUCAGAUCUCAGUUUUCUAGAGAGCCCCAGAGCUCAGCCCCUGCACUGCUCACUAGCCCCUCAGGACCCUGGGGCCUCCAGUUUCCUUGCCUGCCCCACCAAGAAGAAGCAAGAGCCCCAAGCCAGGAGGCAGACCCGAAUUGCGGGUCUUAAGAAGUGUCUUGAGAGUUAAGAAUCAGGGGAAUGUGGCUGGGAAUGUGGCUUAGCCGUAGAGUGCUUGCCUAGUGUGCAUGAAGCCCUGGGUUCAAUUCCUCAGCACCAU
This is a messenger RNA of Perognathus longimembris pacificus (Pacific pocket mouse), 2638 nucleotides long. It is a transcript of the gene Dennd1c, whose product is annotated as DENN domain containing 1C. The transcript is spliced from 20 exons. The record is from RefSeq and is a predicted model, not a curated record. Gene Ontology annotation, cellular component: intracellular membrane-bounded organelle; cytosol. NCBI's taxonomy places the organism in Eukaryota, Metazoa, Chordata, Mammalia, Rodentia, Heteromyidae. Gene Ontology annotation, biological process: endocytic recycling; endocytosis. Bases 74 to 2548 code for a protein of 824 amino acids. Gene Ontology annotation, molecular function: phosphatidylinositol phosphate binding; guanyl-nucleotide exchange factor activity.